Messenger RNA from Paracoccidioides lutzii Pb01, 306 nucleotides. RefSeq lists its product as hypothetical. The record is from RefSeq and is a predicted model, not a curated record. The transcript has a single exon. The coding region runs from base 1 to 306 and encodes 101 amino acids.
AUGUCUGGUGAACUGCCUCAGCAGAGAAUUAGAAGCCAAUAUGCAUUUUUCCUUGUUGAUGUCAGGAGUUUCUCUCCCAGUCGAGAGGUUCAGAUGGGGCAUAUCUGGCGCUCGGUAAUUGGUCAAGUGCGACAUCCGUCACGCAUUAUCCGCCCGAAGGUUCCAUGUGACGAUGACUAUACAAUGACUCUGCGCCAAGGUGUUACCCAAGCGUUGCGACCCCCUCCCAUCUUAGAAAAAGGCAAUCGCGUUCAAGUCUUUUGCGUGGUGCUCAAUCCUGACUCGAUCUUGAUUCGGUGCGCAUAA